Vigna umbellata (rice bean) is the source of this 1066-nucleotide messenger RNA. The record is from RefSeq and is a predicted model, not a curated record. Lineage: Eukaryota; Viridiplantae; Streptophyta; Magnoliopsida; Fabales; Fabaceae.
AUGAUGUUUUUUGGUGUAUUUUUGUUUCAUACAUGUUAACAAACAUUUGGCUUCUUUUGAAGAUUAUCUCAGGCUUGCAGAAUUUCAAUAAAGACAAUGUUGCAUCGGUGGUCACUGCUGCUGACAAGGGUGGAGCAACUCACGUGGAUAUAGCAUGUGACCCUGAGUUGGUAAAGCUAGUUAUUGGCUUAACUUCUUGUCCGGUUUGUGUUUCUUCUGUAGAUCCUGUAACAUUUCCAGCUGCAGUUGAAGCAGGAGCACUAAUGGUUGAGAUUGGAAACUAUGAUUCAUUCUAUGAGAAGGGAAUAAUUUUCACUCCUGAAAAGAUUCUUGGUCUGACAAAGGAGACAAGGAGAAUACUUCCAUCCAUAGUCUUGUCUGUCACUGUUCCUCACACACUAAGCCUCCCUGAUCAGGUCAAGCUUGCAGAGUCAUUGGAACUAGAAGGUGUAGAUGUUAUUCAAACUGAAGGAGGAAAAGGUUCUAAUCCCACAAAAUCUGGUAUUAUGGGUUUGAUUGAAAAGGCAACACCAACUUUAGCAGCAGCAUAUUCCAUAUCACGAGCUGUUAAGAUCCCUGUCAUGUGUUCAUCAGGGCUAAGCGCAGUCACAGCACCUAUGGCUAUAACAGCUGGGGCAGCUGGUGUGGGUGUAGGGUCUGCAGUUAAUAGACUUAAUGAUGUGGUUGCAAUGAUUGCGGAGGUCAGAAGCAUUGCUAAUUCAUUGCAGACAUCAUUUCAGACAUCAACCACUUAUGAAGUGGAAACUCAGAGACAGUAGUUUGUUUAGCAAGAAACAAAUGAAGGAUGUGUAGGUAGUGAAUAAAACAUGCAACGAAAAUUUGGAUCCUUUAGGUUCCAUUUUUCUUUGUCCUUUAUAUUUCGGACUUGUUCUCUAAUGAAAACUUGUUGGUCAGUUGAGUGGAACUAUGUAUUCUUGUUCAUUAAGAGGUUUUGCUUGCUAUAAAAAAGUUUAUAUUUUAAGAGGUAAAAAAAUGUUCUUAAUCAGUAGUUUUUGCAUUACAAGAAUGGUUUAUUAAUACAGUGAUUAUGGAUUAACUACUAUUA